This is a messenger RNA of Neurospora tetraspora, 1162 nucleotides long. RefSeq lists its product as uncharacterized. NCBI's taxonomy places the organism in Eukaryota, Fungi, Ascomycota, Sordariomycetes, Sordariales, Sordariaceae. The transcript is spliced from 3 exons. The record is from RefSeq and is a predicted model, not a curated record. The coding region runs from base 44 to 1162 and encodes 372 amino acids.
CCGUAUCCCAAUCUUUCGCGCCGUGCCACUGGAAACGCGCAUCAUGGAUGCGUUUAACAGCCGCCCGGCGGCCCCUAAUCUUCAGGUCCCGCAGUUCGAGGGCACGCCUGCCCAUCGCGACGCACGUUCCGAUCACACCAUGCCCAACAACAUCAACGAGGGAGCUAUCCAACUUGCAGAUCGCGCACCAAACUCCGCAUACGACACACCCUCAAUCGGACAUUCUAGGGGAAGAAUCCCUUCCAUCCAUCGCACCCAUUCACACUCAACUCUCGACGACCUCUCUUGUCCGAACAAGAACAGCACCGGUGGCAGUCCCACCCUUGACGAAUGGGAACUGAAUCUGUUCAACCGCUUGUCCCAAAUUGUCCAUGGACCUGGUGAUCCCGGUCCCAUCGGGCAACCCAGUGGUAGCCUUCCCGUUCUUGCUGAAGGAGGACAAGACGGCGAAGUCGCUCCCGUCGCCACUGAACCUGCUCUCCUCGAAGCAGUGGUUCUCCCCAAGACUAAUUCCGCUCUUUCGCGCGGUGAUCCCCAGCACCCGUCCCCGCAGCCUGUCGCCAGAUGUAGUGAACCUCUUGAACUUGAAGUCCACUUGUUUUCUCUACCUUAUCCCUCUUUGCAACCUCGUGAUUGGGAUGAGCGUGGCUAUCCCAUUCUUAACAACAAAGCUCCAUCUCAACCUGGUCUUCGUCAGACUGGUCUUCCUCAGGCUGCUCUUCCUCAACCUGCCCUUCCUGAGCCUGGUUACUUUGAGGAAAUCUUUGCUGAGCCGGACCAUGCUGAGCCGGACCAUGCUGAGCCGGACCAUGCUCAGCCAACUCCUUCUGACAGCCCCCAUCAAGAGCAGUCUCCGGCUGACCUUUUUGCUGACGAGGUUCUUCUAGAGCCUGGUCCGACAUAUUCUGAGAUGUUUCCAGAGCCAUCUCCUACUGAGCCCUCUCUUCCCAUGGCCGCUCAAGUCGAGCCCUCACUUUCCAUGUCCGCCCACCAAGAGCAUGCAGCCACCGCUUCUCCUGAGUACGUCCCGGCUGAGGUCACUUCUUCUGAGCUCGCUUCUGCCGAGCCGGCUUCUGCUGAACCCUCUUCUAGCGAGCGCGUUCGCGAACCCAUCAUCAUCAAGGCCAAGUGCCAAUUUUCGGGAUGCGAUGCCAAGGCUUAG